Messenger RNA from Ylistrum balloti, 978 nucleotides. RefSeq names its product erythromycin biosynthesis sensory transduction protein EryC1-like. Gene Ontology annotation, biological process: polysaccharide biosynthetic process. Gene Ontology annotation, molecular function: pyridoxal phosphate binding; transaminase activity. Lineage: Eukaryota; Metazoa; Mollusca; Bivalvia; Pectinida; Pectinidae. The transcript has a single exon. The coding region runs from base 1 to 978 and encodes 325 amino acids. The record is from RefSeq and is a predicted model, not a curated record.
AUGGCAUUAGCUGAAUACUUUGGUAUGCAGCAUGCUGUUUUAAUCGGUAGUGCAACAGAUGGUCUAACACUAGCAAUUCAUAAGCUUUGUGCAGACCGCAAUGGAGCCAUUCUGACUUGCGGUCACGGAUUUGUUGCACAAAUUAUGGCCAGUCACCGCAUCCAAAAACCUGUAAUUUUAGUAGAUUGCACGUUAGAAACAGGACAAAUUGACACUAAUCACGUCGAAGCUUGUUUACGUAAAAACGAUAUUGCUUGUCUUUAUGUUGCAAGCCUUCAUGGUAUCGCAGCACCACUUACAGACUUACGCAGGCUCGCUGAUCAAUAUGGCAUUCCAAUGAUUGAAGACUUUGCACAAAGUGCUGGUGCAUCUUGUGAAAAAGGUCUUGUUGGCACCUAUGGUAAUUUAAGUGUCACAUCUAUCUACCCAACAAAACCUUUAGCUGGUAUUGCAACAGGAGGAGCCAUUUUAACAAACCAUACCGACCAUGCUGAUUGGUGCCGUCGUGGACGCUUUUUUGGUUUAGAUGCUGGCUAUGCAAAUGAGCCUCUUGUCCAUGCACGUAUGUCAGAAUUAUCUGCCGGCGCUGCUUUGCGGGGUUUAUCCUAUUUUGAAACACUACGAUAUGAACGAGAGCAACUCUUUAAACGCUACCAACAACAUUUAGAUACAACUUUUCACGGCCCACGCGCCCUUCCCCAAGAUGGCUCUGCCUACCAUCACUACAUCAUUUAUGUUAAAAAUCGCGACAACAUCCGUAAACAACUGCAACAGAAAAGUAUUGGAACAGGAACUUACUUUCCUGUAACCCUACUGGAACACCAGAUGUCUUUAGGCCAUAUUGAAACGUUUGAAGAGAUACCUAAUUGCUAUUUUCAUGCAAAACAUAAUCUGGCACUACCUUUAUGGGAAGGUCUAACAGAGGCCCAAAUAGAUUACAUUUGCGAAACUGUGCUUAAAAUUGCGGAGCCAGCUUAA